Molecule: messenger RNA, 2127 nt
Organism: Asparagus officinalis (garden asparagus)
Lineage: Eukaryota; Viridiplantae; Streptophyta; Magnoliopsida; Asparagales; Asparagaceae
Product: protein ECERIFERUM 1
Exons: 10
Coding region: 66-1940 (624 amino acids)
Biological process (GO): lipid biosynthetic process
Molecular function (GO): oxidoreductase activity; iron ion binding
Source: RefSeq, a predicted model, not a curated record
CUACCAAUCUUCUAUAAGAAGCGGCAUCGACUCAGAACAUUUACAGGAAAAAUUGCAGAGACACUAUGGCUUCAAGGCCAGGCCCUCUUACUGAAUGGCCAUGGCAAAGGCUUGGCAACUUCAAGUAUGUUGUGAUGUUGCCCUGGGUGGUACCAGCACUCAACACGAUGAUAAAAGCUGCAAGAAAAGGAAGAGAAGGAUGGGAGGAGGUUGACAUGGGCUACGUGAUAAUAUUUCCUGCUCUGUUGUUAAGAAUGCUACACAACCAGAUUUGGAUCAGCAUUUCUCGGUUUCAGACGGCACGCAGUCCUCACCUCAUCGUCGACCGUAGCAUCGACUUUGAACAGGUCGACCGGGAAAGGAACUGGGAUGACCAGAUCCUGUUCAAUGGUUUUUUCUUCUACAUUGGCCAUGCUCUCAUCCCAAGCGCUAAAGACCUACCCAUUUGGAGGUCUGAUGGAGUGAUGAUGACGAUUCUUCUUCAUAUGGGUCCGGUCGAGUUCCUCUACUACUGGUUCCACAGAGCACUGCAUCAUCACUUUCUGUAUUCUCGAUAUCACUCUCAUCAUCAUGCCUCCAUAGUUACUGAGCCUAUUACGUCUGUAAUCCAUCCAUUUGCAGAACACAUUGCAUAUUACAUUCUUUUCUCCAUUCCAUUCUUAGCAACCAUCUUCAGUGGAACGGCUUCUAUUGCAGCAAUCGUUGGCUACAUUGUCUACAUUGACUUCAUGAACAACAUGGGCCACUGCAAUUUCGAGCUGGUCCCAAAAUGGCUCUUUCGUGUCUUCCCCCCUCUCAAGUACCUAAUGUACACUCCAUCCUUCCAUUCUCUCCAUCACACACAAUUUCGGACAAACUAUUCCUUGUUCAUGCCAUUCUAUGACUACAUUUAUAAAACAAUGGACAAGACAUCUGAUGAAUUGUAUGAAAGCUCACUGCAAGGAAAAGAGGAGGCACCAGAUGUUGUUCACCUUACACAUCCUACUACGUUGCAGUCAAUUUACCAUCUACGACUAGGAUUUGCCUCGCUGGCAUCAAGACCUUACAGCUCGAAGUGGUACAUACUGAUUAUGUGGCCAAUGGCAGGGUUGUCCAUGGUAUUGGCAUGGUUCUAUGGGUCUUCAUUCACUGUUGAAAGGAAUAAGUUAAAACAUCUCAAAAUGCAAACUUGGGCAAUACCCAGAUACAAUUUCCAAUAUGGCUUAUCAUGGGAAAAAGAGGCUAUCAAUAAUUUGAUCGAAAAGGCAAUUUUAGAAGCUGAUGAGAAAGGAGUUAAAGUGAUGAGCUUAGGACUCUUAAAUCAGGCAAAAGAAAUAAACUGUGGUGGUGACAUUUAUCUUCAGAAGUACCCAAAACUGAAGUUAAGGAUUGUAGAUGGAAGUAGCUUAGCAACAGCUGUAAUUCUCAACAGUAUUCCCCAAGGGACAACCCAAGUUCUUCUUAAAGGAAAACUUUCUAAGGUUGCUUUUGCAACUGCGCGAGCAUUGUGCAAGAAAGGUGUUCAGGUACUAUUAACACACAAGCAUGAGCUCGAUUCACUCAGGUCACGUAUCUCAGGAAGUGCAGCAAGUUAUUUAUCACUCUCAAGCACUUCAUACCCUCAGGUGUGGCUGAUAGAAGACAAGUUAGAUGAUGCUGAGCAGCGGAAGGCACCAAAAGGCACACAUUUCAUUCCGUUUUCACAGUUUCCUCCAAAGAAAAUGCGCAGGGAUUGCAUUUACUAUAAAACUCCAGCGAUGAAGAUUCCAAAGGCCUUGGAAAACAUGCACUCUUGUGAGAACUGGCUACCAAGAAGGAUGAUGAGUGCAUGGCGUGCUGCUGGAAUCGUACAUGCAUUAGAGGGAUGGGCUGCCCAUGAGUGUGGAGAAACGGUUUUAGAAAUUGAGAAAAUAUGGUCUGCUGCUCUGCAACAUGGAUUUCUUCCAGAAACACAAGUUUGAUUAUCAAUGUGAAUACAAUGUGAGCUAGCAUGCAACGUACUAUUAUAUGAUUUGCCAAAAUCAAAAGACUUUAGUAGUCAAAGACAGCAUGGGUAAAACCUUUAUUUACUGGAAUACGUUUGGAGCAUGUAACAUGAAUUAUGAUAUCAAAUAAUAUAAUAGAAAGGUUUCCACCGGAGUGAUGUCA